Messenger RNA from Parastagonospora nodorum SN15, 309 nucleotides. RefSeq lists its product as hypothetical. The record is from RefSeq and is a predicted model, not a curated record. Bases 1 to 309 code for a protein of 102 amino acids. The transcript is spliced from 2 exons. Lineage: Eukaryota; Fungi; Ascomycota; Dothideomycetes; Pleosporales; Phaeosphaeriaceae.
AUGAGGCUGUCGUCUACCCUCGUUGGCCUCUUCAUGCUCGCCCGUCCCAUCUUGGCUAAGGACCCCCCCAAAAUGAUUCCCGGCUGGAAGUGCCGCGACUACGACUUCAAGUGUCUUGAUGGCGCACAGAUUGGUUACUGCAUGGACAAGGGUUGGCACACCAGUGAGGCCCGCGUUGGUCCUUAUGCCAAGAUCUAUCUCGACAGGGUGGGUAUGGUCUACCAUUUUUUCGAUUACUGGGUCUUCCAGAUACUGGAGUGUACGGGAACAGACUGGAGUGUGUUUUGUGUGUUACUAGUGAUAUAUUAA